AUGAAGGAACUUUUCAUCGCAGUUCUUGUUCUCUUCCUCAUGGAUCCUUUAGUGGCUAAAGAAGCUGCUCCGAAGGUUCAGGUGUACAGCCGUGGACCAGGGCAUUACGGCAAAGACAACACUUUGAUUUGCCACGUGAGUGGCUUUCACCCACCAGAAAUUUCCAUUGAGCUUCUGAAGGAUGGACAGGAAAUCCCUGGGUCCAAGCAGACCGACCUGGCUUUUGAGGAGAGCUGGCAUUACCAUCUUACUAAGCAUGUUCCUUUCACCCCAAUGUCUGGAGAGAACUUUGUUUGCAGAGUGACUCACAUGGGAAAGAAAAAGGAAUACACCUGG
This is a messenger RNA of Menidia menidia (Atlantic silverside), 336 nucleotides long. The record is from the annotation of a GenBank genome assembly. NCBI's taxonomy places the organism in Eukaryota, Metazoa, Chordata, Actinopteri, Atheriniformes, Atherinopsidae.